Molecule: messenger RNA, 1685 nt
Organism: Ornithodoros turicata
Lineage: Eukaryota; Metazoa; Arthropoda; Arachnida; Ixodida; Argasidae
Product: cyclin-L1-like
Exons: 12
Coding region: 43-1545 (500 amino acids)
Biological process (GO): regulation of transcription by RNA polymerase II
Cellular component (GO): nucleus
Molecular function (GO): cyclin-dependent protein serine/threonine kinase regulator activity
Source: RefSeq, a predicted model, not a curated record
UUCCCAGUUCCUCGCUGCCUUGUCCUCCUCACCGCAGGGAAGAUGGCUGUUGUAAACGCAUCAAACAACGCUGAACCUGUAAAGCCAAAGCAUGGAAAAGUUAUUUUGUUGUUAGAGAAUUGUAUCUUACCUCAAGAGAAGUUGUCUUCAACGCCAUCAGGUUUGGAUGGUUUGGACAGUGAAACAGAGACAAACCUCAGGAUACUAGGAUGUGAGCUCAUUCAAACGUCCGGCAUACUUCUACGACUUCCCCAGGUUGCUAUGGCAACAGGACAGGUGCUUUUUCAAAGGUUUUACUUUUCCAAGUCAUUCGUGAGGCACAGCAUGGAGAUUGUGGCAAUGGCUUGCGUUACUUUGGCAUCUAAAAUUGAAGAGGCUCCGAGGCGCAUCCGUGAUGUGAUCAAUGUGUUUCACCACAUCAAGCAAGUUAGAGGCCGAAAGACAAUUCAACCGCUUAUCCUCGAUCAAAAUUACAUUAAUCUCAAGAACCAGGUUAUUAAAGCUGAAAGGAGAGUGCUGAAGGAGCUUGGAUUUUGCGUCCACGUGAAGCACCCUCACAAAAUCAUUGUGACUCUAUUGCAAGUUUUGGAAUGUGAGAAGAAUACAAAUCUGAUGCAGACAUCCUGGAACUACAUGAAUGACAGCUUAAGAACGGAUAUCUUUGUUCGUCAUAGUCCAGAGACGAUAGCUUGUACCUGUAUCUAUCUCAGUGCGCGGCUGCUUAAGAUACCACUGCCCAGUAGUCCAGCCUGGUUCUCUGUUUUUGGAGUGAGCGAGGAAGACAUUCUGGACAGCUGCAAGCACAUCCUCAGCAUCUACACUCGUAAACGACCUGACGCUGAUGCAUUGGAGAAAAAAGUGGAAGAGCUGAAGAAAGCUUACAUUGAAGCAAAGUUAAAGGCCAAGGGGAUCUCUGGGACCAACACACCGGUGCUAGGCAAUGGAACUAGUUUUUCGCCAAGCUCUAGGAAUAAUUCCCCGAGGCAGUCUCCACUCAAUGACGCUUCUAAGAAAAAAGAAGAUAUCAAAGCUGCAGCUGAGCGUAGCCCAAGGGUGGACCGAGCCACAUCUAACCACAUCCCCAGUGCAUUGGGAGGGAACAAGCACAAGGGAAGUCCUUCAUCGCCUCGCAAGAAGGAGCACCGACACGGACGUGGCUCUAGCUCUUCGAGCAAUGGUGGUGCGCUUAGUCCACUCGUCACCAAAGCUGGAGGGAAGACUCCUCCCAGGGGGUACAAGGAGCCCCAGCUCACUGCAACUUCACCGUCGAGGUCUAGGUCUCGAGAGCGUCGAAAGGAAACCUCUAGCGGAAAACGUCACAAUUCGCACAAGCGCAAGCGUAGCAGUUCUACCGGGCGCUCCAGGAGCCGCUCUCCCUCUCGCCGACAUUCCUCAAAGAAGAGCAGUUCUCACAAGGGACAAUCAGGGGGCCACAAGUCUCCCACCACUCACAAUCACCACCACCAUCACCAUCACUCAUCCAAAGCAAAGAAGGAGCGUUCCCGCGAAACGCAUCACAGAAGCGUGACCACGUCUCGUCGGUGAAGCAUACUUGCAUCUGGCCAAGGAAGGUAUCUUCACCACUGUAAAUAUGUACAAGAUCUGGCAGUCCUGUUACCAUCAUUUUUAUCUGUACAGAGAGAUUUGAACAAAGAGUUGAAUAUAAACUGCUUUUGAUACACUGA